GUCAGCGAGGCGGAGUGAGGGUGAUUGUUGGAGGGAGGAGGACACACACAGGGACUCUUUGUGGACUUCUGGACAAAGAGACGUUCUCAGUUGCCUGCUAUCGUUCCUCGGGGUCACGCUGGACCAGAACAGACGCUAGACCUGGCUGCUGCAUCCUCCUGACUCCUUCUCGGUUCUGAUUUCACUCCUCGCCAUGCCCCGCUGCCUCUGGUUCCUGCUGCUCUGCUCCGGGACACUGCAUGUGGGUUCUGGACUUCGCUGUUAUAAAUGUGCUGAUUACACGGGCCGCUGUCAGAACGUCCAGGAGUGUACCUACGAAGACUCGUGUAUAUCUCUGAGUGAGAGAGGUGGGAAGACGAUCCGGCAGUGCAUCAGGUACACGGACUGCGAUAACUCCCGUCUCACUCAGAUGUUCCCGGCGAUCUCCGGUUUCACGUACCGUUGCUGCAGCAGCAACCUGUGCAACUCCAGCAACGCCGUUACCACGGCGACGUCCACGCUGGCCCUGCUGGGCUCCCUGCUGAGCUGGUGGUGGUGCUGGAGCUGAAACCGACCCCUCUGAUGAAGAUUUCCUGUUAACAUGAACUAAACAGAGUAAUGAGGAUGGCUCACACAGGUUCUCAGGUCACCUUUUAAAGAAGGAUUUUUUUUAAACUCUUCUGCUAAUUUAUAAUUUGAUGCUUUUUAACAAAAUAAACU
Messenger RNA from Cheilinus undulatus (humphead wrasse), 699 nucleotides. RefSeq names its product CD59 molecule (CD59 blood group) (gene cd59b). NCBI's taxonomy places the organism in Eukaryota, Metazoa, Chordata, Actinopteri, Labriformes, Labridae. The transcript is spliced from 3 exons. Bases 194 to 547 code for a protein of 117 amino acids. The record is from RefSeq and is a predicted model, not a curated record.